Molecule: messenger RNA, 3528 nt
Organism: Anguilla anguilla (European eel)
Lineage: Eukaryota; Metazoa; Chordata; Actinopteri; Anguilliformes; Anguillidae
Gene: bmp8a
Product: bone morphogenetic protein 8a
Exons: 7
Coding region: 1396-2760 (454 amino acids)
Biological process (GO): SMAD protein signal transduction
Cellular component (GO): extracellular region
Molecular function (GO): cytokine activity; growth factor activity
Source: RefSeq, a predicted model, not a curated record
UGUACACACACACAUGCUGCACACACACACAGCUCACCUCCAUAACAAAAAAAUGGAUGUCAGGGAGAUGUCAUUUGUUGUCACAGAGCAAAUAUUUACCAGAAAGUGUCCCUCUGUUUGAACCGGAACAGUGAUUAACUCUUCUUACAGAAACUAUCGAUGUCACCACAAUAUCAACAUAACAGUGGCAAGGUCAAACACAAGCACGUCAAAACUGGGCUGGCUAGCUGGGUCCAUCAAAUGAGAGAAGAUUUGGGCUAAGGAUGUGGUGAGCUAUAGAUGGAAAGAUAAGUGAGGCUGUGGAAGAGGCAAUUGAGUUGAGAAGAUGGAAAGAUGGUGAAAGAGAGGGAGGAGAGAGAGGGCUUUAGGUUUGACACGCCCAAUCCUGAGGCUAACCUUCUCGGAACAGACGGCGGCGCAGAGUUUCAAAAUCACAGCGCAGCAGCAGCAGCGCGUUAGCGUGUCUGUGCAUCCACUCUUCGGUUUGUGAGAUCAGAAUUGUUUUCUGUAAUGUGGUAAAAAAAAAAUUUCUUUAAAAGCUACUGGGAAGGGCGGUUGAAAUUGCAAUGGAGGAUUAUUAAGAAACGAAACGUCCUUCCUGUAUAAACAAGAUGUGAAAAGACUUAAAGAAGCUAGAACGAGUGAGCGUAAUCUACUUGCUGCAAGGGGGGAAACACAGGAAGAUUGGAUACAGGUCUUUUUUUUUUCUUUGUUUUUGUGUACUAAAUUUGGAUUUGAUCCCGGUUCUGGCUGGCCUGACCGGUUGUUGAUUUUUGGCAGAUCUCAAAGGGCAACAGGUGUGAUGUUUGUUUUUGCACUUUCUGGAUAAAGGCUGAACUGGUUUCUGGUUAUGAAUCUGGUCCAGAUUUUUCCUUCAUGCACUAGAACUUAGUUUUGUGUGUUUCUCUCUCCAAACGCCUCCUCCACCCUGCAAACAGACCUUUUUUUUCUCUGCCAAAAAUAUUCUCAAAGAUAGCUGAUGGGCAUAAAAUAGCCACUUGUUUUCUGUUUAAACUGACUGAAACUCAAGUUUCUUCUACCUUCUUUCUACGGCUCUCUCUCUCCCUCUGUGAGCUGGCUUUUUAUGAGGCUGAAGCAGGAGUGGCUGUUGAUAAAGUAAUACUGUGAGCAGAGGAAUGGAGGGAGGAGAGCUAAAUCAGAGUAAACACACAUGUCUCACUCUCUGAUUAUUCCAAAUUGUUUUUGAGUCACAGAGGAGCACGCACGUGCUGGACGCUACUGUGGAUCCAUACUAGCUGACGGAGUCUCCACUGAAUACAGUGUGGGUUGAGAAGGAAACAAAAAAUAGGAAAAAGAAAAUCAAGGAAGUGACAUUUUUUUAAAUUAAAAAAGGGAUUAUAACAAUAAAAGAGACGGAAAACAUCAUUGUUAAUAAUGGUGAAGGACACUUCUGCUGACACUCAAACGACCUUGCGCUCUGGCAGGACUGUCCAAUGUGGCAGGGGGAGGGGGGUCGGUGGUGGCAACAGCGCGGGGCGGCGGAGGCUCUUCCCCCUGUUGCUCUCCCUCCCCCUCUGCGCGCUGCUCUGCCUGGGGGGUCUCGCGGAGGGUGGGCUCCACUCCAGCUUCCUGCAGCGCCGGCUGAGCGUGCGUGAGAGGAAGGAGAUGCAGCGGGAGAUCCUGUCCAUCCUGGGGCUCCCCGGCCGGCCCCGCCCACACCCCCCUCUGCGGCCCCCCUCCUCCGCCCCGCUCUUCAUGUUGGACCUGUACCACGCCGUGUCAGGGGAAGGGGAGGAAGCCCCUGGCUUGGGCCUAAAACUGGACAAGCUGAGCCACGUGGCACUGCCCACCCUGAGCACCCACACCCCGCCCCUCGGGACCGUGGUCAGUGAGGCUGACACCGUCAUGAGCUUCGUCAAUGUGGUGGAACAGGAACGGGACCUCCUGCAGCAGCGGCCGUACUGGAAGGAGUUCCGCUUCGACCUGACGCCCCUGCCCCAGGGUGAGGCGGUCACGGCUGCCGAGUUCCGCAUCUACAAAACCCUGAGCAUCGGCCAGCGGAACCGCACCCUGCACAUCUCCGUCUACGAGAUUCUGAAAGAGAACCGCCACAGGGAGCCUGAGCUGGUGCUGUUAGACAUGCAGUCGGUGCCGGCAGGGCAGGAGGGCUGGCUGGCAUUCGAUGUGACCUCAGCCAGCAACCGCUGGCUACUGCACCCUCGCAGCAACCUGGGCAUCAGGCUCUAUGUGGAGACAGAAGAGGACCGCUCGCUGUCGGCGGGCUGGGUGGGGCUGGUCGGCCGGCGAGGGCCUCGCUCCAAGCAGCCCUUCAUGGUGACGUUUUUCCGGGCCAGUCAGGGUCCCUAUCGGGCGCCUCGCGCACUCAGACACAACAACCAGCGCAAGAAGAAGCCCAAGUACGACCUGCCCCACCCCAACAGGCUACCCGGGAUAUUCGACAAUAACCAUGCCAACAGUGGGCGCCAGGCUUGUAAGAAGCAUGAGCUCUACGUCAGCUUUGGAGACCUGGGCUGGAAGGACUGGGUUCUGGCGCCGGAGGGCUACUCGGCUUUCUACUGCGAUGGGGAAUGUCUGUACCCCCUGGGAUCCUGCAUGAACGCCACCAACCACGCCAUGAUCCAGCUGGUGGUUCACCUGAUGAAGCCAGAUGAGGUUCCCAAGGCCUGCUGUGCCCCAACCAAGCUUAGCCCCAUCUCCGUGCUCUUCUACGAUGACAACAACAACGUCAUCCUUAAGAGGCAGCGUAACAUGGUGGUGAAAACCUGUGGCUGCCUGUAGCACAUGUAACCCUGCAUUCGCAGAGCUUUGAAGUAUUCUACACAGAAAUGUCUCUGCUUAGACCAUGGAUUUCAGGGUCAAGGACAGCUACAACAUAUAAUAUGAUGGCUUCAGUCUGGCCUUGCCAUUCAGACACUCCAUGUGUACAGCAAAAGGACUCAAGUGUGCUGGCAUGUCAAAAAAUCUAUUGAAAAAUCAAUUAAACUGAAAAAAGGAGGAACUUACUUUAUCAAAAAUGGAGGCUAGAAAAUGAUGCUCACAUUUUAUUCCUUUAUUGCAUUUUAUUCAAAAUGGUAACCGCAAUCAGUUAGUAAAUAGAAAAUUGAUAGACAGUGCAGCCCUGCAGUUCUUUCAAACCUCAUGUUUAAAUGCUUACUUGGCUAACAGGAACGUGGACCUGGAAAAUAUACAGGUUAGCACCUCUCCAAUAACAGGGCUGCUCACUCCCAGUUUGGGCCAAUAUCAAGUACAGGCCAACUGUGGGUUUUUUUUAACCAGAGGAAGAAAAUAAUUCAUUUAAUAUACACACAUUUAUUGAAUAACAAACCAAAAUGUAGGCAUCUUUUCCAUUUCUAUCUACAAUAACACAAACAUAUGAGUUUUAAUCUUAGACAUGACUUUCCUCAAAAAGCCUCAUUUGGCUUUAAUUGCAAUUAAACAAAUUAUUGAAAGUAUAUCUAAUCAUUUUGCAAAUGGGGUGAGAGGGAGGUGGAGGGGUAGUUAAAGUGACUGAAAUCUUACCUACCUCAUGUUUUUUUAAACCACAGG